Messenger RNA from Pocillopora damicornis (cauliflower coral), 3153 nucleotides. RefSeq lists its product as uncharacterized. Gene Ontology annotation, molecular function: protein binding. The record is from RefSeq and is a predicted model, not a curated record. Lineage: Eukaryota; Metazoa; Cnidaria; Anthozoa; Scleractinia; Pocilloporidae.
UUUCAUGCAUCGGCGACGAUAGAAAAACAAAAACGUUCCAUGUAGUCACGGCUCGAGAACAAACGGCUGAAUCAUGGAAAUUUACGAAGCAAAGUAUGACUUCUGUGAUGAUUGUGGCGAAAGCUUGCUUAGUUUUAACAAAGGCGAGAAAUUUUUAGUCACGAACAAAUCUGAUGGAGGAUGGUGGGCCGCUCAAAAUUUGUCCAGUAACGAAAUAGGAUACAUUCCUUCAGCGUACGUUGAAUGUACUGCAGUUAUCGAUCCACUCACAUUAGACCAUAUGGAUGUGUCUUCAAAACAAGAGAAAAUCAAAAUGGAUGCCUUAUGUGAGCUCACAGCAAAGAUUCAGCAAAAUCCUCAUCCAGGAAGGAAUCAUCCAAAGUACCCUAAAGAAGACUACUUGGGUGAUGGAAAACAAACUCCCCCCACAACUCCUGAGUUAAAGAGGACUGUCAUACCACACUCUGCCUCUAAGGAACAGGAUGAAUUACGUAAAGACCUUAAAUUUAGCCAGCAAAGGGGUAUUCAACUGGGAAGACCCGAACUUAUGAAAACAUGGGAAAAGUUUGAACACAAAAAGUCCGCCAAAGCUGAAAAGGGUAAAAGUAGUGUUGACAGUGAACUGGAAUCCAGAUUUCGCAGUAUCUCUCAGAAACAAGAGGAUUUUGAAAAGCAGAAAGAGACAGAAGCAACAAAACCAGAGUUCAUGAGAGUUAGUCUCAAGAAAUCCUCAAGGGAAGUUGAGGCCACCAGCUGACCAAUCACCAUGAAGCUUAAGCCAAGCUUAAGGCAUUGAAUACUAUGUUUUAAGAAAAAAUGUAAGAAAAUUCCUGGAUGUGUAAAGUUAGAAAAGCUUAUAGCAAAUGUGUUAUUUUUAUAUACUAGUUCAAGUUACAUUGCUGUGUUUUUUGGAAAAUAUUCUUAAGAGGCAUAGGUGAGAUACUGGUAAUCCAGAACAAAGAAAAGCCCUUCCUAGGGUUUUUUUAACUCUUUUCAUCUUUGCUGUUCACAGAUAGUAUAAUUUUUUGGAAAAACUCAAGUUCAGUAUUAUUACUAAUAAAAGAAUGUGCUGUUUCAUGAAAAUUAUACCAAAUCCCACAGCUGGUUGUUUAGAUUCUGAUAUUAAAAAGGUUCUCUACCAUCUUUGAAUAAGCCAGGCAUUCUAUGUAAACGAUGUUUUUUUUGUAAACAGAUUCAACAGUUAAGGCUUUAACACUGAAAUUCAAAUCUUAAAAUCCAUUUGUAAAAAAUUGUUGCCAAAACCGUACCAGUCUUUAUACAGUAAUUUAAAAUAACAAGCCCUUGCUAUUAAACAGAAAAAUCUUCAACUCAGUGUGUCCUGCUUGUUUUCAACAGAUAACUCUGAAUUUGAACAUUAAAGUGAAAAACUUUAAAAGCUCACUUCCAGUUAAACCAAGGGGGCUACUGGUUCUGCAGCUAUGGUGAUUACACUCCCAAAGUGUUGAUAAUGUACAUGUUACCAUCAGGCUUAAUGAAAAAGGCUAUAGUUAAGAAUUAUUAUAUACAAGGAAAACAUUGACUUGAGAUAAAAAGGGGUUCAGGGCAAUGUUAAGGAAAAUCUUCCUCCUCUCAAGACAGUGAACAUUUUAAGAACUGAUGUUUCCCUGUUGUUCAAAAACUAAAGAGGCCAAUAAGGGCCAUACAUUGUUGUGGGGGAUAUUUGGUCUUAUUUAAACAUUUAAGCGUUUCUGCUUUAACACAUUGUUUUAGGGGAUAUUUGGUCUUUUUUAAGCAUUUCUGCUUCCCAACCACACAGAAUUUAAGGCUACAUACAAGCUCCAAGCCUUAAUGACGGGGGUUGGGGGGGGGAAGGAUAUUUUAUUAAAACUACAGAAACUUUAGUGUCAACAUCUCAGAUUUUACGUAUGUAAACUUAUGCGUUUAUGACAAGCAUGAUAAGUUAUACUUGUUUGUUUUAAAAAAAAACCCUGUCAGAGCGUGAAGCUUGUUUUAAGAGCAGAUUCACAUGUUUCUGUGAUGCACUUUGUGAACCAUGUCAUCUUGAAUUGCUGGUCUAGGUUAUGACGAUAGUUAUCACAGCAGACUGCAGCCAAAGCGAAGUCAUUCUUCACCAAUCCUAACACUGCUACACUGUCCCUUGAUGUUGGGUGGCCUUUGAGGGGAUAGAGUAAUGCUAACCAUAUUCCUCUUUGUCAUUCAACUUGCUUACUCUUGUAAUGUAUGGAUUAUGAAGGCAUUGUUUGGUUAUCACUUUUCCUUUUCAUUUUUUUGGUUGUUGAUUCAAGUUCAUAGAAAAGCUUGGUGACUAAUUGAUUAGUAAGUCACCAUCGCUCAAUAAUUAUACAAAAUUUGUAUGUUGUUAUAGUUCUUUUUCUUGUUAUGUUUACUUUCAUUUGCAUACUUCUUAUGUAGUACUCAUGAAUUUUAGCAUUAGUUGAGAUUAUUUUUUGCCACAAUUUUUGUAUGGAGAGUUUUGAUUGACUUUUGAUUUUUUUUUUUUUUUGGUGCAAAUUGUUUUCAUUUUCAAGCAAAAUAAGUUAUUAGUUUUUAGUUAGUGUAUACUAAGUGUUAGAUGACUUCCUUAGUUAUGUAUCCAUUGCAUUUUAUCAGUUUAUUUCAUUGACACUAAUAUUAACAUUAAGAAUAAUCUGCAAUAUAAUUUAUGACUCGUUUUUAUCAAAGUAUGGGUUGAUAUACCAGGAAGUGACGUCAAGUAGCCAUGACAAGACUACUUCAGAAUAGGUAUCAUCACUGUAAGACUACAUGACAAGCGGAUACUCACUAUUCACAACUAAGUGUUUUUUUUUCUCCUCUAAUAGUUUGCUGCUGACGGUUGGAAUUUUUUUUUCAUGUUGUGUUGAUUAGUUAAUCUCCGUGUUUACUGUUACACUAAAGUCAGCCAGAGUAAAUCACAUUUUGACGCGUCACGAACAAAGACAGAUAUUUGUAGCUAAUUCUCAACAACAGAGGUUUUGUUUCCAUUUUACGGAAAGGCAGUUUAGACAAGUAUGUACUUAAAAAACAACGCAGUUCCUAAGACAAUUUUAUCAAAGUGAAGUGAUAGGACAUAUGUAAACUUUGCUAUUUUCGUUUGUGUGAUGUACAGAAGGAAUAAUUCAUAGGCAUUUUAUUGCCAAUAAACAGAAGAUUUAUGUUGUUUUGCGAACUAAA